AUGCUUUGGGGGGUGCGCGGACUCCGGCGGGAGACGGGGCUACGGGGCAUGGAGCGCGGAAUCAGGACGAUGCAGCUGACGGAGGGUGGGAGCCGCCCGCACAAGGGGGGGGGGGGGGAGAGAAUCCCCAGGGAGGACUUACGUCAGACGUGGGAGCUCGCGCUGAGGCGGCCCGACAGGCAGGAGCAGUGGGACGGGAUGAGGGGGAAACACACGAUGAGGAGGGGGCGGAGGUUAGGCUUCCCAGCGAGGAAGAUGGGUCGGAGUCAGGGGGUCCGACCCCACCCGCGGGAGCAGUGGGAAACGAUGAUGAGGAAACACCCGAGGAAGAAGGGGGAGAUGUUGGGAAUCCCGGCGAGGAGGGUGGAUCGGAGUCACAGCGUCGCUUGGAUAACUACGACGACGUUUGGGAGGAAGGCUCGCAGGACAGCGAAGGAGACGACGAUUCGCUUGACGGUAUGGAUGAUAUCGGGAUCGACCUCGACGGAGACUUGCUGGUGGACGACGAGCCUUAGUUAUGUGAAUGGUGGAACCCAUUGCGUGACCCACGAAGAUCUACCGUAACGGAGUGCAGCUGCAUUCGGCUGUUGUGUUCUCCUCGUAGAAAUGAGAAUUGCCACAAGUGGUUUUCGGCCAUGUGGGUUUGCUACGCAGCACAAUUGCGUGUGUGUGGUACAGUCGAAGUCUACACUUCGGUGUCUGCGUCUUUUUUUUUUUGUGUGUGGUGCCAGGUUCAAAACAGUCCAGUUUUUUUUUUGGGCACACAUGGGUUUGUGUAGUCGAAGUCAACACUUUGGUGUGUGUGUCUUUUUUUUUGUUGUGUGUGGUGCCAGGUUCAACACAGUGCACGUCUUUUUUGUUGGGCGCACAUGUAUGCGUGCGUGUGUCGUACACUCGAGGUCAACACUUUGGUGCAUCCUGAGUCAUUUUUUUUGUUAGGAGUGGUGCCAGGUUCAAGACAUGUGCACGCGGAUUUUUUUGGGCGCACUUCUAUGCGUGCGUGUGUUCAACACACAGUGCACGUAUUUUUUUUUUCUUGGCGCACAUGUAUGCGUG
Molecule: messenger RNA, 1056 nt
Organism: Ectocarpus sp. CCAP 1310/34
Lineage: Eukaryota; Phaeophyceae; Ectocarpales; Ectocarpaceae
Source: the annotation of a GenBank genome assembly